This is a messenger RNA of Andrographis paniculata, 1106 nucleotides long. RefSeq names its product glycosyltransferase family protein 64 C3. The coding region runs from base 18 to 1013 and encodes 331 amino acids. The transcript is spliced from 2 exons. Gene Ontology annotation, cellular component: membrane. The record is from RefSeq and is a predicted model, not a curated record. Lineage: Eukaryota; Viridiplantae; Streptophyta; Magnoliopsida; Lamiales; Acanthaceae. Gene Ontology annotation, molecular function: glycosyltransferase activity.
CGUGAUGCGUAGUGUUCAUGGCUGAAUCGACGAAAAUGGCGUGUUAUGCCCUCAUCGUAGCUCUUCUCUUUAUGUUCCGUACGGUUCUUGUCGUCAGUUCAUCCAGAGUAGUCGCCGGCAAGGCAUGCCGGAGCCAGCCGGCGCCGACGACCCUCCGCUCCGACCAGAUGACGGUGAUAAUCAGCGGCUACUCGGAGCACCGGAUCCCGCUGAUUCACUCCAUCGCCGCCGCGUAUUCGACUUCACCGUCAGUUUCCGCGGUGAUCCUCCUCUGGUGCAACCCUUCCACGUCACACCAAGUGCUCUCCGACCUCACAAAGAACCUCUCCGCCGCCGUCCUCCGCGCGCCGUCGGCCAGCUUGAAUCACAGGUUUUACCCCUGGAAUACUAUCCGGACUAAAGCAGUUCUCAUUUGCGACGACGACAUCGAACCCGACCCGAGCUCCGUCUCCUUCGCCUUCACUCUCUGGAGAUCCGAUCCGGAUCGGGUAAUCGGAUUCUUCGCGAGGUCGCACGCGUACGACAUCGCAUCGAAAACCUGGAUUUACACCAUGGAGAAGCAGAAGUAUUCCAUCAUCCUCACCAAGUUCAUGAUUCUAAACAGGAAGUACCUCGUGAACUACUCGUGCGACGAGCAGUACUCCAUGGCGAGGAAAAUCGUGGACGACGCGAAAAAUUGCGAAGAUAUUCUGAUGAAUUUCAUUGUGGCGGAGGAAACACAAUCAGGACCAUUGAUGGUAGGAGUGAAGGGCGGCGGCGGAGUUAGGGAUUACGGCGAUGCUAGAAACGACGGCGUAUCGUCGGAGGGAGUGAAGGAGGCAGGUUUGAGCAGUAGAUAUGGAGAACACAGGAAGAGGAGAGGGCAAUGUAUCAGAGAGUUUCAUAGGGUAUUGGGGAAGAUGCCAUUGAAGUAUAGCUAUGGGAAAAUGGUGGAUGAUGUAGGAGAACAGGGGCUGUGCCAGAAGGGUGGAAAGAUUGUGCUCUGUGAUCAACAAGAUUUUAGGCAGCAAUGACCAGGAAAAUCUCUACCUACAAAACUGGGAGGGCCAAAGAUGAAUCCCUUUUUCCUCAUCUAUGUGCAGAAAAAAAAAAAAAAAAAGGGGGAA